Molecule: messenger RNA, 1014 nt
Organism: Pneumocystis murina B123
Lineage: Eukaryota; Fungi; Ascomycota; Pneumocystomycetes; Pneumocystales; Pneumocystaceae
Exons: 3
Coding region: 1-1014 (337 amino acids)
Biological process (GO): protein import into mitochondrial matrix
Cellular component (GO): mitochondrial outer membrane translocase complex; mitochondrial outer membrane
Molecular function (GO): transmembrane protein transporter activity
Source: RefSeq, a predicted model, not a curated record
AUGGAUGAAAAAAGCUGGUAUACCCCUUUUCUUCCAAUUGGAGAAUAUAUCAAAAGUAAUUUUAAGAUGUUUCGUGAUACUCGAGCAUCUCUGGGUCUUUCAAGUCCAGGAACAGUUGAAUAUUUGUCAAAAGAAGUUCAACAAGAUGUAUUAUUAACUCGGAUGAUGUUUAGUGGUGCGAGAGCAGAUUUAGGGAAAGUAUUUUCUUGCAAGGAUAAUUGUACGUUUCAGAUUACACAUUCUUUUUUCUUGGGGACUCAAAUGUUUCCUCCAUAUAGUUUUGGAACAGUCUUUGGGACAAAAAAAUUUACUGCUACAGGAAAUAUGGAUUCCGAUGGGCAGUUGUCAAUGAGAUUAAAUUGUCAGUGGACACCUAGUAUGGCAUCCAAGAUCCAGAUGCAGUUAACACCAAUUUCAGGACAAUCAGUUGCCCAGUUUGAGCAUGAUUAUCAGGGUUCAGAUACAAGCAUUAAUGUAAAAUAUAUGAAUCCGUCAUUUUUAGAUAACGGAUUAACUGGGAUUAUUGUUGCUAAUUUCCUUCAAACAAUUACACCAAAAUUAGCGUUGGGUAUUGAGGGUGUUCUUCAGAAACCUCCUUCAGCAGCAGGUCCUGAAGAUACUAUGUUAAGUUAUGUUGGACGUUAUGUUGAGAAAGAUUGGAUUGCAACAGCACAAAUAGCAACCCAAGGCAUUUAUUCUUUUACUUAUUGGCGACGGUUAUCACCAAAAGUCCAAGUAGGAACAGAAUGUCAACUUGUGACUGCUUCACCUGAUAUGACCCCUCUUGGUGUUGUUAAAAGGGAAGGAAUCACUGCAAUCGGUGCAAAAUAUGAAUUUAUGAACAGUGUUUUUCGCGGACAAAUAGAUACAACAGGUAAAGUUUCAUGUUUAUUAGAAAGGCGUUUGGCAAAUACAUUAAUGUUUACAUUUUCUGGAGAACUCGAUCAUUCUAAAAGUUCUAUUAAUGUGGGUGUCGGCAUUACGCUUGAAAAUAAUAAUAGUCGUGAUGAAUAA